Molecule: messenger RNA, 3034 nt
Organism: Anthonomus grandis grandis
Lineage: Eukaryota; Metazoa; Arthropoda; Insecta; Coleoptera; Curculionidae
Product: membrane alanyl aminopeptidase-like
Exons: 16
Coding region: 170-2992 (940 amino acids)
Biological process (GO): proteolysis; peptide catabolic process
Cellular component (GO): cytoplasm
Molecular function (GO): metalloaminopeptidase activity; zinc ion binding; peptide binding
Source: RefSeq, a predicted model, not a curated record
ACUUCACUAUAUUCGGCUUCGUCUCAUAAAUAAAUAAAUAAUAUAAAACAAUUAAGUGUAAUUAGACGAGAAACUAUUCUAUAGUCUUCCACAUACACACACUAACACUAUUUAUUUAUUUCGACGAAGCCUUUAUAUAAUUAAGAUCGAACAUCACUAAGGACCAAACAUGAACUGGUUACAACCCCUCGUAAUGAUCUUAGCGAUAUCAAGUAGCAUAGCAGAGGAUUACCGAUUACCGGCCACGGUGGUACCAUCCAGAUACACUAUAGACCUCUUUGUUCCUGACGGCACAUUUACCGGACAAAACCAAACUUUCGAGGGUGAGGUCACCAUAAGAUUCACAGUAGCCAACAGUACCUCAUCAAUCAGCUUCCACCAUAGAGUGGAACAACUUACCUCGGUAUCUCUGGCCACUGCUUCGGGCGUAAACGUUCCCAUUUCCUUCAUAUCAUAUUCAAACGUUACAGAAAUCGCAACGUAUAAUGCUAGCACCGCUUUAGUAGUUAAUACGGAGUAUGAUUUGCAUAUAAAAUAUUUUAACAGUUUUGAGACAGACGCCAUGGUGGGAUUUUACCGGAGUACUUACCAAGACGAAAGUAACCGUACCGCCUAUUUGGUGGUAAGCAAGUUUGAGCCUGGUAAUGCCAGACAUGCUUUCCCCUGUUUGGACGAGCCCCAAUUAAAAGCCACCUUUUUGUUAAGCAUUACUUACCCUGCCGACCAAAGCGUGCUGGCUAGUACCAACCCUAAUUACACCACUGUGGUGAAUAGCAUCUACAAUAAAACCACCUUUCAAGAAACCACCCUGAUGUCGACUUACUUGCUGGCGUUCUCAGUGUCGAAUUUCACGUGUACCGAGGGUUACACCAUUGCCAAUGGGGUGACCCAUGGGGUGUGUUCGCGUCCCGAAUCAGCCCCCCAUAGGGGUUGGGCCGUGGAAUUCGGUACGUCUGUCAUGAGGACUUUGGAGAGUAUUACUGGAAUUAAAUAUGGCACCUAUAUGCCCAAAAUGGAUGAGCUAGCCAUUCCAGACUUCGCUGCUGGAGCAAUGGAAAACUGGGGUUUAGUAGGCUAUAGGGAAACCUAUCUUCUUUGGAGUGAGGAGGACUCCUCGAACGCUUACAAAAAGGGCAUAGCGACAGUAAUCGCUCACGAGUUUACCCACAUGUGGUUCGGUAACUUGGUCACUUGCCAAUGGUGGGAUUAUUUGUUUUUAAACGAGGGUUUCGCCAGGUUUUAUCAAUUUUUUGGAGCCGCUGCUGUCAAGCAAACUUUGGACUGGGAACUGGAUAAGUUGUUCAACGUGGAAGUUGUUCAAGUGGCUCUGCUGGCCGACUCGCAAAAGUCCGCUUCAGCUUUGACCUCUUCUGCUGUAACUAGAGCUGAGGUUGCAGCAAAAUUUGAUACGAUAACCUAUAGUAAAGGGGCCUCGAUCCUAAGGAUGAUCGAGAAAAAUAUUAUGGGCCCUGACAAUUUCAUUUAUGGUAUUAGGGAUUAUUUGACCACGUAUGCCCAAAAAUCUGCAAUUCCAUCAUAUUUAUGGUCAUCGUUUGCCAAAUACACCCCAUCGAACGUCCUGCCAUCUGGGGUUAAUUUAAGCGCAACCCUUCAUAAUUGGGUGGAAGGGUCCGGGCACCCUGUGGUCUUUGUUACGCAAAGUGGAAACGAUGUCGUGCUCUCACAGGAGAGAUUUUUACUAUCGGGCAACGAUACCACUACCCAAUACUACGUCCCGAUAACGUAUACCGUUUCAAAUGAUAUAACCACUUUCUGGAAUACCACUGUCAAACAAUGGCUGGUUCCUGGUGAAAAUUUAAUCAUUUCUAAUGUUUUAAAUGGCAGCGAUUGGAUCGUCCUGAAUAACAAGCAAGCUGGUUUCUACAGGGUGGAAUACGACAAUACUCUCUGGUCCGCCAUAAAAACUCAACUAAAAUCCAACCAUCUUAAGAUCGACGUGUUGAACCGGGCUCAGCUCAUCAGUGACACCUUUAACUUGGCCAGAUCUGGCAGUGCAGGUGGUUAUGGCAAUUGGAGUUACAGUUCAGUUCUGGAUCUGCUGAGUUAUCUCGAAAACGAAACGGAUUAUUAUCCUUGGUAUGCCACCAUCGUGGGAAAUAAUCAUUUGCUACAAAGAGUUGGAUACAAUACGACAGUUGGCAACAAAUUUACUUCCUGGAUGCUGAAUCUUAUGGAUAAAGUAUACGAAUCAGUAGCGUUUAACACGUUAGACUCGAAUAAUCAAGUUUAUACCACCAAGCAGGCGUUGAUAUUGUCCAAGGCUUGUCAAUAUGGACAUUCUGGAUGCAUUUCUAAGUCCAAGCAGUUGUUUGACGAGUAUAAAAAUAAUGGAACAAAGGUUCCAAAGAACUUGAGAACCAUCGUUUAUUGUAACGCCCUGAGGUACAGUGACUCGGAUGACACCGAUUUCAGGUUCUUAUGGCAAAAAUACACCGAAACCAAGCUGAUGACCGAAAUUUUAACUUUACUGAGCGGCAUGGCAUGUUCUCAAAACUCUACCAACUUAAAAUGGCUCUUGAGUCAAACGAUAAACUCCACAUCCGGAAUAAGGCUCCAAGACUUCACAACAGUUUGGUCAUAUGUAUACACGAGCAGCAAAGUUGGCACCAACGCAGCUUUGGAAUAUAUCAAUGAAAACUACCAAGCGCUCUCCGCUUCGUACAGCAGUGUAGGGUCAUUAAUAUCUAAUGCUGCCAACUAUAUAAGCGAAGAGGACCAGCUGGUAUAUUUGGAGGCUCUGGCGAACAUUACAGGGAUCUCAGAGAGUCACAAAAACACCACCGAAAGUGCCCUAAAAUCAGCCCAAAGCAACAUUGAUUUUGGGACGAAAAUCGCCUCAAGUGUAUCCAUGUACCUGGAUUCUCCUAGUUCCGAUACAACUUCCGAAUCUCCAGAUUCCACGUCCGACUCACACGUUUUUAAAUCGUCUUACCUUUUACUGAUAACAUUUUUAUUCUUAUGCAUGAAAUGAGUUUUUUGUGUUCCCAAAAUACACGGUAAUUUAUUUAAUUGA